Messenger RNA from Pipistrellus nathusii (Nathusius's pipistrelle), 414 nucleotides. The record is from the annotation of a GenBank genome assembly. NCBI's taxonomy places the organism in Eukaryota, Metazoa, Chordata, Mammalia, Chiroptera, Vespertilionidae.
AUGGAUAGUAUGCAGGGCCGAUGGAGAAAUGCCAUGGAAAUGCCAGGCUCCCAACUUCAUAGAGACAAGUCAAUGAGUUACCGAACCCUCCAGACCUCUGUCUCUUCUUGUACAAAAACUGGUGAAUUCUACCUGUUCUGCCAAUGCUGGCCAGGGCUUGUCAUGAAGUUUCAGACAGUGCACCGCAUCUUAUCACCAUCCUCAUCCUCAACACGAGUCUCCUCUACACCUGGGCCAACCCUGGGUUUGGCUGCUGGGUUUUACCAAGAGGAGCUGUUAGCACUGACAGGUGCACAGGGAGGGCUCCAGGAUCCAGGGGGCCAGCAUGGGCAUGAACUUCAGAGUCCUAGCAAUGAGUGUCUGAGUUUCAGCUCUAGCAGAGUCCUCAUAGAGGAGCAGGGGAUAGCUCCCUAG